UUCAUUUAGACCAAAAAAAAAAAAUUAUUUAUUUAUACAUUGAUCUCAAGAAAAAAGAACCUGAUAUUAAGUAUUUAGAUUUAGUAGAUAAAUUGUCAGAAGAAAGUGGUAUCGGAAUUGGAACAGUUAGAAAAACAUUGAGUGAGUAUAAGUCUUCUGGCACAGUAUCUUCACCAAUAAAUAAGAAAAGACGAUUAUCAAUCAUCGAAAAAGUGGAUGAUUGUAACAAAAAUGAAAUUCGUAAGAAAAUACAUGAAUUUUGGUUCAGAAGAAAAUUUCCAACCAUACAAAAAAUAAUAAGAGUAGUUAAAAAUGACCCUGAUCUUCCAAAUAUUUCACGUACUUCAUUUCAGAGGUUAUUAAGUGAGAUGCAAUUUGAGUACACAAAAAGAAGUGUUCUUAUUGAAAAAGAUGAACUAGUCUUAUGGCGGCGCAAAUAUAUUUCAGACAUACGGCGUUAUCGUCAAGAAGGAAGAACAAUAUAUUAUUUAGACGAGACUUGGAUCAAUUCCAAUGAUUGUUCGUCUAAAUUGUGCGCCGAUACAUCUGUUAAAUUUCAAAAAGAUGAAUUCCCAAGAGAUAUACCUACGAGGUCAAGUAAUCCUAGGAAAAAAGAUGACGCGGUGAUAGUUAUGGAUAAUGCACCAUACCAUUCUGUGAAAAAAGAACAGGCACCUACCAUUUAUUGCGAAAAAGAUGCAAUACUUGAAUGGCUGAAAUCCAAAGGUGUUGUAAUUACGGAACCCUAUAUGCUCAAAUUUGAGUUAUUACAAAAAGUCCAACAGAUAAAACAUCAAUAUGAAAAUUACGUUGUAGAUGAAGAGGCCAAAAAGUUUAAUAAAAUCGUACUGCGUUUACCUCCGUAUCAUUAUGAACUCAACCCCAUAAAGUUGGCGUUGUCGAUUGUAAAAACACAUAUUAAAGAAAAUAACACGACUUUUAGUUUAGAUGACAUUCAGAAAUUAUUAAAUGAUGGCAUACAACGAGUGACACGUGAAAUGUGGUCUGAUUUUAUUAUCAAUACCUUAAAAGAGGAGGAUAAAUUUUGGCAGGUAGACUUCGUUUCCGACGAGAUGUUGGAGAAGUUAAAUAUGACAUCACUUGUUUCAUUAACGGCGGCAGAAGAGACGACUUCUGAUUUAGAAAACAGUGAAUAACGUAUUUUUAAACUAUAAUAGGUAUCUUUGUAAAUUAAUAAUUACAAUCAUAUUAAUUUAAUUU
Melanaphis sacchari is the source of this 1221-nucleotide messenger RNA. RefSeq lists its product as uncharacterized. The transcript is spliced from 2 exons. Gene Ontology annotation, molecular function: nucleic acid binding. The record is from RefSeq and is a predicted model, not a curated record. The coding region runs from base 369 to 1157 and encodes 262 amino acids. NCBI's taxonomy places the organism in Eukaryota, Metazoa, Arthropoda, Insecta, Hemiptera, Aphididae.